AUGGACAGCGAUGAGGCUUCAGCAUUAAUAUUGCUGGAUCUGUCGGCUGCAUUUGAUACUGUAGAUCAUGCCAGACUUUUGGAAAGGCUGGUGUCUGUGGCCGGGUUUGAGGACAUGGCAUUGACAUGGAUGGCCUCAUUCCUGCAGAAUAGAACUCAGAGGCGGUUCCUAGAACAAGUGCAACUCAGUGCAGCUCGGUGCCAGAGCCCCGUUUUGGAAAAAGAAUUGGAAAUGAGUUUGCCGUUGGAUCUGUGGUUUUCUUUGAGUGUAACCCAGGAUAUAUUCUCCAAGGAUCCGUGUCCAUCAGAUGUGAUGCAGUGCCUAAUGCCUUGGCUCAGUGGAAUGACACUUUACCAACAUGCAUUGGAUCUAUCUAUUACUGACCAAAUCCGCACGCGCAUCCAACAGUACUUCACGGAGAAUUCUAGCCCGGAGGUCUCCCCGGUUUCCCUUUGGGAGGCGCACAAAUGCGUCAUUCGGGGGGAGCUGAUAGCCCUGGCUACGAAAGCCAAGAAACAACGCCAGGAACACAUAAACUCCCUUAUGGCGACGAUUAAGUCGCUCGAAGCAUCACACAAGAAGUCCCAUGCCCAGGCCACCCUAAAAGACUUGACACAAGCUAGGACUUCUCUUAUGGAGGAGCUGGGCAAACGCGCUAAGAGGCGUUAUAUUCUCGGGCAGAGGAUCUUCUACGAACAGGGCAACAAGAGUGGACGCCUUUUGGCGCGCUCGGUACAAAACUCUAAGCCUACCUCCACGAUUCACCACAUUCAAGGCCGAGGUGGUACCCGGCUAGUUAAGAACGGAGACAUUGCUAAGGAAUUCGAAGAUUUUUACUUUAAGCUGUAUAAUCUCAAUCCCCAAGCUCGCUCUCAGUCCAAGAUCUCUUCGCGGAGAUCGCAGAUUAAGGACUUUCUUUCUCGAUAUGGUCCCAAACCAAUUUCCCCACAAGAGUCGCUCGCCCUGGAAAGCCCCAUGACAGCCGCGGAAGUGGAGAUGGCUGUGAAACAAAUGAAGCCCGGGAAGGCCCCGGGCCCAGACGGCUUCUCCCUGCAGUACUACAAGUCUUUUGGCGGGGUACUCACCUCCAAGCUCCUGAACUUAUUUAAUGCCCUGUCCGACCCUCAGAUUAAGCCCGGCAGCAUGCUGACAGCCCACAUAACAGUGAUCCCAAAGGAGGUGCCCUGUGGAGGAACUUUAACAAAGCGCAGGGGAACUAUUUUGUCUUCCGGCUACCCUGAGCCAUAUGACAACAAUUUGAACUGUAUAUGGAAAAUUACUGUGCCGGAGGGAGCAGGCAUUCAAGUGCAGGUUGUCAGUUUCGCUACAGAACAUAACUGGGACUCGUUGGAUUUUUAUGAUGGCAGUGACAACAAUGCUCCAAGACUUGGCAGCUAUUCAGGGACUACCAUUCCUCAUCUUCUAAACAGCACAUCAAACAAUCUGUACUUAAAUUUUCAAUCAGACAUCAGUGUUUCUGCAGCUGGUUUCCAUCUGGAAUACACAGCAAUAGGUCUUGAUUCAUGUCCGGAGCCACAAAUGCCCAGCAAUGGAAUAAAAGUUGGUGACAGAUACAUGGUUGGAGAUGUAGUAUCUUUCCACUGUGAUCAAGGCUAUUCUCUUCAGGGUCACUCUCACAUCACAUGUAUGCCUGGCCCUGUACGAAGAUGGAAUUAUCCUAUUCCUAUUUGCAUUGCACAAUGUGGUGGUGCUAUGUCCGAUUUCAGUGGAGUGAUACUCAGUCCUGGAUUUCCUGGAAACUACCCAAGCAGCUUAGAUUGCACAUGGACAAUCAAACUCCCCAUUGGCUUCGGUGUGCAUCUGCAGUUUGUCAAUUUCUCUACGGAAACAAUACACGAUUACCUGGAAGUACGGAGCGGCUCUGCAGACAUUGGCUCAGUAAUUGGCAGGUUAAGCGGCCCUCAGGUCCCUGCUUCCCUGUUCAGCACAACCCAUGAGACCAGCUUGUAUUUCCAUAGUGAUUAUUCACAGAACAAGCAGGGAUUUCACAUCAUUUAUCAAGCAUACCAGUUACAGAGCUGUCCUGACCCUCGUCCAUUUCGCAAUGGAUUUGUAAUUGGAAGUGAUUUUACAGUGGGACACACCGUUUCUUUUGAAUGUUAUCCUGGCUACUCUCUAAUUGGAGAAUCUGCGCUCACCUGUCUACAUGGAAUCAGCCGAAACUGGAACCAUCCAAUACCUCGUUGUGAUGCUCUCUGCGGAGGAAAUAUAACAGCAAUGAAUGGAACUAUUUACUCCCCUGGAUAUCCUGAUGAGUACCCAAACUUCCAAGACUGCUUCUGGCUGGUCAGAGUCCCUCCCGCAAAUGGAAUAUACAUUAAUUUCACAGUCCUUCAAACAGAACCAAUUUACGACUUUAUAACUGUAUGGGAUGGGCCAGACCAGAGUUCUCCUCAGAUUGGGCAGUUUAGCGGCAACACUGCUCUGGAAUCUGUUUACAGCACAUCAAAUCAGGUCCUUAUAAAGUUUCAUAGUGACUUCACAACCAGUGGAUUCUUUGUACUCAGCUAUCAUGCUUACCAGUUGAGAAUAUGCCAGGCACCUACUCCUGUGCCAAAUGCUGAAAUUCUGGCAGAAGAUGAUGAGUUUGAAAUAGGGGACAUAAUACGCUAUCAGUGUGUUCCAGGCUUCACCUUAGUUGGAAAUGAAAUUUUGACUUGCAGACUGGGUGAGCGCCUUCAAAUGGAUGGAUCACCGCCUUCAUGCCAAGGUUAUUAUUACUUCAUAUGUACCAAGUUACCCUGACAUGUAUACGUAUAAUACAUCAAAAUGAAAGCUGGGUAUGAUUACAUUGAUCCAGCUUGGACUAAUGUAAAUAAGCAUAGCUCGUACC
Rana temporaria (common frog) is the source of this 2854-nucleotide messenger RNA. Its product is annotated as CUB and sushi domain-containing protein 3-like. The transcript has 15 exons. NCBI's taxonomy places the organism in Eukaryota, Metazoa, Chordata, Amphibia, Anura, Ranidae. Gene Ontology annotation, biological process: regulation of dendrite development. The coding region runs from base 1 to 2766 and encodes 921 amino acids. The record is from RefSeq and is a predicted model, not a curated record.